CAUAACCUAGUAACGUAAACAAAUGUUUUCACCGGUUUUCAAAUGGAGGAGUACUUGAAAAUUAACUGGCGUGAGAAUCCUCUGGACGAUGAUUCAGUGUUCAUCACUGAGGAUGAGCUUAAGAAGACUUACAUGAAUCGAUUGAUCAGCGGAGAGAUUUGCUUGGAUGAUCUGAGAGAGAAACCGAAGCAGCUGGAUAGCAACGAGAAGCAGGAUGUGCCUGGUCAACAGUACUAUCACUGCUUUAAAAAGUCCUCACAGUUCAAUGCCAACGAACACGGCAAGUUCAUAAAUGCUCUGAAGGUGCUUGUCAGCGGUAAGAAGAAGCAUGAUUACUUUGAGAGGCAAGAUCUUGAAUUCUACAACAAUUGCAAGCAGCAAAUCGUUGUUGAGAAUAGUCAGUAUUUAAAAUUCGCCGAGGAGUUGUGGAACAAGACGCAGGGAAGACAACCGCUGAGGAUUAACAAUAACAUUUUAAGUUACAUGAAGUACAAGAGGAAGAUGAGUAUUGAGAACGUUUUUAAAAGACCGAAAAAUUAUAACCAGAUUGAUUUGUUGUCGUACUCGCACGAGGAUAAUUCGAACAUCGAAAUGAUUCACACGACUAAUCUCUUGGAUAUGGGUAAACUUGGUAAAUUCCUGCCACCCGACUUGACGUACUCGUUCAAAUACAAAGUGAAGACUUUACCGAAAUGCGAGGAAGUUAAUUACAACUCGAAAUUACCUGUGAGCGAGGAUAAGAACAUCGACGGGAUUUUGGAUAAUCACGAGGCCGAUGUUGUUCUGUCCCUUUCCACUCUCAAGAAGCUGAUCAACUUUAGCGAUUCGCACAAUACCUGGCACGUUCCGGUGAUCGUGAAGAAAAUUGUAAAAAAUGGGAAAAUGAAGAACGUCGUGUUUCUGGACAAGGCUCUGCCGAAGCUGAAUCCGACCCACACGGAAUUGAACGAGCGUUGCGCUAAGCUGUUUGCCAAGACGAAUUUCUGCACGAUCGAAGGUUACGCGCAUCAAACUGUCGAGGCUAAAUUGAAGGAGAAAAAGGAUGUUAACGAAGAUACGUUGGAUGUGUCUUGCAGUGAGAGCGAGGACGAAGAAACUUGCAGCCAGAAGCGCGAAAUUCUGCACAACACCACGUACAAACUGUGGCAACUUGGGACUCGGGAGGAGAACAACGUGUUGUUAAAGGGAUUCAUCAAGAAUUCCACCUUCAAAGUGCUCAUCCGCACCAAAUACGAUGCGUGCGAGAAAAACGCUGAAGGUAAUUUGCAGCCUAUCACGAUCGUGCCGAAGAUCGAGUACCAAUUGGAUUUCGGCGGUGGGAUUUGCAGUAGGACGGAUCUGGUGAAGCAGUGGGCUUCGCUUUACUUCAAACCAUUCUGCGGCCUCUACAGAAUUCGUUCGCAUUAUUCGUCGUGCGAUGUGGUGAAAAUCGAACCGUGCAGCAUACAGAAAGUCGCCAACGAGGCGAUGGUUUAUCACCAGUGCAAACCGAACGCUGGGAUCGGCGUUCUCUACAAGAUCUUCCACGAGCUGAGGAAGUUACCGCCAGCAAAUUACUUGCUACAUCGUGAACCCAAACAGGGCGCUUUUGUAGCGCUUCUCCAAGAGACUGUCAUCGACUCGAAAAGCACGUACGAUCUGCACGAAGUGUACAAGAGGAACGAUGUGAUCGUUACGGAAGCGCUGACUCCUUGGUGUCAAAUCGAUGUUAACGUUCUUCUGCCGAUGUUCGAGCACAAAGGGCACAUGGCCGGACUCUUUCAACCGUGCAAAACGAAAGCAGCCAACAAAUUCGGACUAUUCACCAAUAAGAACAACAAAGGCGGCAAAGGAAACAAAGGGAAGAAGAAAAACAACAACAACAAAGCGAAGAAUCAGAAGAAAAAGGCGAAAGCCAAAGCUAAGCACAACCAAACGGAAACCACGUAAAUGCAGUGUUUUUUCUUUUCACAAUUUAUUAAUACAUAAUUCUUACUCUUUUAUUUUUUUUAUACACAAACUCUAUUAUUUUGAUAUCUCCUCGAAACACAGACAUCCCGAAUCUUCUCCAUCCCACAAAGAAAGAAAAACCACAAGUUAUUAUUUACAUUACCAUUUGGAAGAAACAAAACGUUUAUGAAUCUGCUUUGGUGCGAAAGGAAGAAGUUUAAAGAGAUUCACGAGAAGGAAACGUUUGGAGAUUAUUUAUUUACCUUCACCCUGAUCUAGGAUACCGUGGAAUUUGGCAUCGAGGA
Molecule: messenger RNA, 2234 nt
Organism: Nicrophorus vespilloides
Lineage: Eukaryota; Metazoa; Arthropoda; Insecta; Coleoptera; Silphidae
Exons: 13
Coding region: 43-1929 (628 amino acids)
Biological process (GO): snRNA transcription by RNA polymerase II; snRNA transcription by RNA polymerase III; positive regulation of transcription by RNA polymerase III
Cellular component (GO): transcription elongation factor complex
Source: RefSeq, a predicted model, not a curated record